ACCAUCUUCCCAGCCCACUCAUGUGUCUAGCAUAGGCUUUCAUGGCCCGAAACUGUAUUACAAACUUCUAUGCAGAUGCGCAGCCACUCUACAUGUACCCAGAUCUGUAAGCAUCAUACUCCUUGAUACACCAAAUGGCUCCACCGCGAGCCUCUUUUACGACGAAGAGGAUUAGUCAAACUACGUUCGUCAUCCAAGAACACGAUGCGUACGGAGAACACCCUCUCAUAUACGUCAAGAUCUCUCCCAGGGCAAACGUGAUUGUCCUAUCAGACACUGGCUGUAACGCUCCAAGCGACGAGCAUCUAAAUGACCGAUACACUAAUCUUCGCCGCUAUUUGGGGCAUUAUCCGGUAACUGAUAACAACGGCAAGCCACUGAAUUCACAGAGCAGCCGCAAAUACAUUAUCAUUUGCUCUCACUGCCACUUUGAUCAUACUUUGGGCAUUCCCAGCUUCGUCGAAGAUGGACAAACGGCAGACAUCGUGGCCUCAGCAGCGGGUCGCGACUUCAUCGAAUCGGACCUCGACACACACGGCCUGUUCAAGUACAUCGGCAAACCAGCUCCGAAGUACACUGUCACCAAGUGGGCGCAAGCCUUCGAGCGGCUGACGUACCCUUUUCAUGCAACACCCGACCAUGAUGGUGAGGUUGACCUGGGUAUCACGGUGCUCCACACCCCUGGCCAUACCCCAGAUGAGCUGGCUUGGUAUGACCAUGAUGAAAUGCACCUGUAUGUAGGCGACAGUUUCUACCGUGAAGGCGAGGACGGCAUGCCGAUCGUCUUUCCCAAGGAAGGCAGCAUGAUCGAGUGGGUCUUCUCAAUGCAGAAGCUUGCUGUUUUCGUCCGGGCCGAGAAUGCGCGGGCAGCCGACGACGCCACAUCAGGCCCGGACGCUAGCGACGCCGAGGAUGAGCAGGAGGAAGGACCAGACUUAUGCGGUAGAUGGAGCUGAGAUCCUGGCGGAGCUUGAAGCCUUUUCCUUUCGUGUGUUUAUUGGGAGGGUACCUCUCA
Baudoinia panamericana UAMH 10762 is the source of this 1015-nucleotide messenger RNA. RefSeq lists its product as uncharacterized. NCBI's taxonomy places the organism in Eukaryota, Fungi, Ascomycota, Dothideomycetes, Mycosphaerellales, Teratosphaeriaceae. The transcript is spliced from 3 exons. The record is from RefSeq and is a predicted model, not a curated record. The coding region runs from base 135 to 956 and encodes 273 amino acids.